AUGGCGUACUACCUUACUGACGGAAUUUAUCCGAAUUGGUCAACAUUUAUCCAAUCCAUCCCACUUCAUCAAGGUCCUAAAGCUGAGCUAUUUGCUCAACGUCAAGAAUCCACCAGAAAAGAUGUCGAACGUGCUUUCGGGGUAUUGCAAUCGAGGUUUGCAAUAGUUAAAAACCCUGCUCUACUAUGGGACAAGGAAAAGAUAGGGAAAAUUAUGAGAACUUGUGUCAUAUUGCACAAUAUGAUAGUAGAGGACGAACGAGACGGAUACAGUCUUACUGAUACAUCUGAGUUCGAGUCAGGAGAGUCAAGCAGAGGUUCGAAGGUCAAAAGGAGAGAAAGUUUGCAUUCACAUAAUAUGCUAGGCAUGCGCAAUGAAGUUCGGGAUUCAGGGAAACAUGAUAAGUUGAAAGCUGAUUUAGUUGAAAAUGUAUGGCAAAAAUUUAGUAAUGAAUAA
Brassica rapa (field mustard) is the source of this 456-nucleotide messenger RNA. RefSeq lists its product as uncharacterized. NCBI's taxonomy places the organism in Eukaryota, Viridiplantae, Streptophyta, Magnoliopsida, Brassicales, Brassicaceae. The record is from RefSeq and is a predicted model, not a curated record.